Molecule: messenger RNA, 2031 nt
Organism: Coprinopsis cinerea okayama7#130
Lineage: Eukaryota; Fungi; Basidiomycota; Agaricomycetes; Agaricales; Psathyrellaceae
Product: urea transporter
Exons: 14
Coding region: 1-2031 (676 amino acids)
Biological process (GO): urea transmembrane transport
Cellular component (GO): plasma membrane
Molecular function (GO): urea transmembrane transporter activity
Source: RefSeq, a predicted model, not a curated record
AUGGCAGAGUAUCUACUCCCUCAAGGUGCUGGCUAUGGUGUUGUCAUCGGCAUGGGUCUGUUCUUCUCCGCGUUCAUGAUCCUCUUGACUGCCAUCCAAGCACGAUACACCGGUUUCUCUCCCAAAGACUCCGAAGAGUUUACAAGUGCUUCUCGUAGCAUCAAGCCAGGUCUAAUUGCGUCUGGUAUUGUGUCCGCUUGGACGUGGGCAGCAACCCUUCUUCAAAGUAGCGCCGUGGCCUACAAGUAUGGCCUCUCUGGACCGUGGUGGUAUGGAGCUGGAGCAACCGUUCAAAUACUUUUGUUUGCCAUGUUGGCUGCGAAGCUCAAGUUGAACGCACCAUACGCACAUACGUGGCUCGAAAUUGUCGGAGCUCGUUGGGGCCGAACCGCCCAUUUGGUUUUCAUGUUCUUUGGUCUCGCAACAUGCCUUAUCGUUAGCUCCAUGCUUAUCCUUGGCGGGUCAGCCACUGUGACUGACUUGACGGGAAUGCAUACAAUCGCUGCAUGUUUCCUGAUUCCACUGGGAGUUGCCAUUUACGUGGUUGUUGGUGGGAUGCGGUCCACUUUGCUUUGUGACUACACCCACACUGCCGUGCUAUUUGCUAUCAUCCUCACCUUCAUCUUCACGGUCUAUGCCACGAGCGAAAAGAUCGGCAGUCCCGCGAAAAUGCACGAGUUGUUGACCCUUUCCUCUCUCAUAAAUCCAGUUGAAGGGAACAAGGAAGGGUCGUACAUUACCAUGAGAUCCGAGAAUGGCCUUGUUUUUGGGAUCAUCAACAUUGUCGGCAACUUUGCCACUGUUUUCCAAGAUCAAGCAUACUGGCAGCGUGCUAUUGCGAGUCGACCCGCUACCACCGUCAAGGCAUAUCUCCUUGGUGGUCUGGCUUGGUUCUCGAUCCCUUUCACGUUCGCUACCACCCUUGGACUCGCCGCUGUCGCUCUUCGAGGAGAUCCCCAAAUGAAGGUCCUCACUCCAGCCGACGUAUCUGCAGGUCUGCCCGCCUCCGCUGCCGCCGCGGCCCUUCUUGGCAAGGCUGGUGCUGCCGCUAUUCUCAUUCUCCUCUUCCUGGCUGUCACCUCGGCUUGCUCUGCUGAGCUCAUCGCCGUUUCCUCCUUGCUCACCUAUGAUGUUUACAAGGCCUACAUCAACCCCAAUGCAAGUGAGGAGCAAAUUCUAAGGGUUGGCCACGCUGGAGUCGCCCUCUACGCCAUCGUCUGUGGGAUUGCUGGCACCAUCUUCUAUUACAUCGGUGUUUCCAUGGGCUGGCUCUACACUUUCAUGGGAGUCCUCCUCGGAUCUGCAGUCGUUCCUAUUGCCCUCGCUAUCACUUGGCAUAAAGCUAAUAAGUGGGGCUGUAUCGGUGGUGCAGUUUUGGGCUUUAUUGGCGGCAUGGUCGCCUGGUUGGUGACAACUGCCAAACUUAACCAUGGCGUUAUCACCGUUGUGACAAGCGGCGGAGACUACGAGAUGCUCGCUGGAAAUGUUACAUCAAUUGGUUUUGGCGGUAUCAUUGCAGUCGUUUCGUCUUUGAUUUGGCCCGACAACUUCGAUUGGGAGACGACCCGCUCCAUCAACCGGCCUGCUCCUCCAUCCCCCGAUGCCGCUGAGCAAGAUUCCAAGUCUGACCUCGAGAACGAGAAGAAGAAUGCCUCUGAAGUUGUUACAAAGCCCGCCUCUAUCGCCGACUCUUUCGAUGCCAACGAGGAGGCAAACGAACUCGACCCCGUGGCACUCCGCAAAGCCUUCCGAUUUGCCAGCUGGGCGUCUAUUUCACUCUUCGUCGUGCUCAUCCUCCUCAUCCCGCUGCCCCUCUUCUUCUCCCAACACAUCUACACUGUUGCUGGGUUUACCGGUUGGGUUGCAGUUGGCAUUUCGUGGACCUUUUUUUCCAUCUUUGCAGUCGUCAUUUACCCUCUCUGGGAGUCCCGGGUUGCGAUGUACCAAAUUUCGAAAGGUGUCAUCAAAGAUAUCUUCAUGAAGGGCGGUGGAAGAUAUCAAGCCGAACCUCCUAAAACAUCUGCUGCCUGA